CUCGGGAGUGACUCGUGCCCGGUGCAAGUGAGCACCCGGACAGUCCCGCAGUCGGUCCCCUUACUCCGGUCACCAGGGGAGCCCCGGCCGAGAAGCAGGAAUGACCGGCAUCCCCUCCGCAGCCACGCGGAAGAGGCUCUCGCUUGCUGAGGCGGGGACCUUCGGCCAAGAUGGCGGCCUACCUGCAGUGGCGGCGUUUCGUUUUCUUCGACAAGGAGCUGGUGAAGGAGCCGCUGGGCAACGAUGGUGCUGCUCCCGCGGCUGCACCUGCCUCAGGACCCGCUGCUUCUAAGUUCCUUUGCCUUCCUCCUGGCAUCACUGUCUGCGACUCAGGCCGAGGGAGCCUCGUCUUUGGAGAUAUCCUUCCUCUGGAGCUGUCUAUUCCCUCCCCGGAUCCCUGAAGAGAUCCAGCUGGGAUGGAAUCUGUCGGUCAGAGGGCUUACAGGCUUCCAAGCCUACAAACUACGGGUGACACACCUAUAUCAGCUGAAGCAGCACAAUAUUUUGGCAUCUGUUGGUGAAGAUGAAGAAGGCAUCAACCCCCUGGUAAAAAUCUGGAACCUGGAAAAGAGAGAUGGUGGCAAUCCACUCUGCACUCGCAUCUUCCCUGCCAUCCCAGGAACAGAGCCAACUGUUGUGUCUUGUUUGACUGUCCAUGAAAAUCUCAACUUUAUGGCCAUUGGUUUCACAGAUGGCAGUGUUACAUUGAACAAAGGAGACAUCACACGGGACCGGCAUAGCAAGACCCAGAUUCUGCACAAGGGCAACUAUCCUGUUACUGGACUGGCGUUUCGCCAAGCGGGAAAGACCACUCAUUUGUUUGUUGUGACAACUGAGAACGUUCAGUCCUAUAUAGUUUCUGGAAAGGACUACCCUCGUGUGGAGUUGGACACCCAUGGUUGUGGCCUGCGCUGCUCAGCUCUAAGCGACCCUUCUCAGGACCUGCAGUUCAUAGUGGCUGGAGAUGAAUGUGUCUACUUGUACCAGCCUGAUGAACGUGGGCCCUGCUUUGCCUUCGAGGGCCAUAAACUCAUUGCUCACUGGUUUAGAGGCUACCUUGUCAUUGUUUCCCGUGACCGGAAGGUUUCUCCCAAGUCAGAGUUUACCAGUAGGGACUCCCAGAGCUCCGACAAGCAGAUCCUCAACAUCUACGACCUGUGCAACAAGUUCAUAGCCUAUAGUGCCGUCUUUGAGGACGUAGUGGACGUUCUUGCUGAGUGGGGCUCCCUGUACGUGCUGACGCGGGAUGGGCGGGUCCACGCGCUGCAGGAGAAGGACACACAGACCAAACUGGAGAUGCUGUUUAAGAAGAAUCUAUUUGAGAUGGCCAUUAACCUGGCCAAGAGCCAGCACCUAGAUAGUGAUGGGUUGGCCCAGAUCUUCAUGCAGUAUGGGGACCAUCUCUACAGCAAGGGCAACCACGAUGGGGCUGUUCAACAGUAUAUCCGAACCAUUGGAAAGUUGGAGCCAUCCUAUGUGAUCCGCAAGUUUCUGGAUGCCCAGCGCAUCCACAACCUGACCGCCUACCUACAGACCCUGCACCGGCAGUCCCUGGCCAAUGCUGACCACACUACCCUGCUGCUCAACUGCUAUACCAAGCUCAAGGACAGUUCGAAGCUAGAGGAAUUCAUCAAGACCAAGAGUGAGAGUGAAGUCCACUUUGAUGUGGAGACAGCCAUCAAGGUCCUCCGGCAGGCUGGCUACUACUCCCAUGCCCUCUACUUGGCUGAGAACCAUGCACAUCAUGAGUGGUACUUAAAGAUUCAGCUAGAGGACAUUAAAAAUUAUCAGGAAGCCCUUCGGUACAUCGGCAAGCUGCCUUUUGAGCAGGCAGAGAGCAACAUGAAACGCUAUGGCAAGAUCCUCAUGCACCACAUACCAGAGCAGACGACCCAGUUGCUGAAGGGACUGUGUACCGACUAUCAGCCUAGCCUCGAAGGCCGAGGUGACAGGGAGGCUCCAGGCUGCAGGGCCAACUCAGAGGAGUUCAUCCCCAUCUUUGCCAACAACCCUCGAGAGUUGAAAGCUUUCCUAGAACACAUGAGUGAAGUACAGCCUGACUCCCCGCAGGGCAUCUAUGACACACUCCUUGAGCUGCGGCUACAGAACUGGGCCCAUGAGAAAGAUCCACAGGUCAAAGAGAAGCUUCAUGCAGAGGCCAUCUCCCUGCUGAAGAGCGGCCGCUUCUGCGACGUCUUUGACAAGGCCCUGGUCCUCUGCCAGAUGCACGACUUCCAGGAUGGGGUCCUUUACCUCUAUGAGCAGGGGAAGCUGUUCCAGCAGAUCAUGCACUACCACAUGCAGCAUGAGCAGUACCGGCAGGUGAUUGCUGUGUGCGAGCGCCACGGGGAGCAGGAGCCGUCCCUGUGGGAGCAGGCCCUCAGCUACUUUGCCCGCAAGGAGGAGGACUGCAAGGAGUAUGUGGCGGCCGUGCUCAAGCACAUCGAGAGCAAGAACCUCAUGCCACCACUUCUAGUGGUGCAGACUCUGGCCCACAACUCCACAGCCACCCUGUCUGUCAUCCGGGACUACCUGGUCCAAAAACUACAGAAACAGAGCCAGCAGAUUGCACAGGACGAGCUCCGGGUGCGACGGUACCGAGAGGAGACCACCCGCAUCCGCCAGGAGAUCCAGGAGCUCAAGGCGAGUCCGAAGAUUUUCCAGAAGACCAAGUGCAGCAUCUGUAACAGUGCCUUGGAGCUGCCCUCGGUCCACUUUCUCUGCGGCCACUCCUUCCACCAGCACUGCUUUGAGAGUUACUCGGAAAGUGAUGCCGACUGCCCCACCUGCCUCCCUGAAAACCGGAAGGUCAUGGAUAUGAUCCGGGCCCAGGAACAGAAACGUGAUCUCCAUGAUCAGUUCCAGCACCAGCUCAAGUGCUCCAACGAUAGCUUCUCUGUGAUUGCUGACUACUUCGGCCGAGGGGUUUUCAACAAAUUGACUCUGCUGACCGACCCUCCCACGGCCAGGCUGACUGCAAGCCUGGAGGCUGGGCUGCAGCGGGACUUGCUCAUGCACUCCAGGAGGGGCACUUAAGCAGCUCAGGGGAAGGGGUGUGAUAGUGGAGGCACAGUAGUAGGGACAUGGGGGACAGAGGCAGGGCUGUUGCACAGGAGUCAGGCAGACAUGCUCAGGACUCCACCCUGAUCUGAUGCUAUAGCCCUCAGGACUAAAGAGGACUUUUUCUUCCUUCGGCCAGCCCGCCAUUCCUCCUGUUGACUUUUUGAGCAGUGUGGAUCAUUCCAGACCAGCGGGGGAGGGUACCUCAGCAACCUCUGAGUAUGGACAAUAGCUGCUUUGUUCUCUAUCCAAGGGCACCAGGCUGUGCUUGGGUCCUUGCUCCCAGAGUCUAUAAAUAAAAGAAUAUAAUGGUUUGGGGGUUGAAGGUUUUGUUCUGGGGACUUCCUGGUGAUUCUUAAUUGUGCAAGAUGUACUUUCCCUCUGCUCUUGUAGAACUCCAAUUCCCUUCUUGCAGGGUUCUUUGAAGAUUAUGUUGACAAGACCUCAUUCCAGUAAUGGGUGGGGCUGGUGGCCUCCAGUAGACCAGUUUACUGAAGAGCCUCAGUGACGAAAGGCCUGGUACCUGAGCUCCAGGAGCAACCUGGACCAAGGCCCCCAGACUAGCGCCUGCUCUGUAGUCUGGCUGGUCUCAGUGGCUCUUGUUUGCACAAAAUACUCAAGCAGGAGGCAGAUUCUGGUGGGAAUCCUGGGGUUUGAGCCUGCCUUCAUUAUGCAUAGGUUGGUGUCUUGCCGGAUUUAGUACCAAGUGAUAAGAUAGAAGGGCCUUGGUUGAAACGCUUUUUUUCCUACCUCUUGGAAGCUGCCCAUUGAAGUUUGUGUGGCUAUGUGUCUGCCUACAAAUGUGUCGGAAGACUGCUCGCACGUGUUACUCAGCUGAAGAGUAACUCGGACAUUGUGCUUUAGAGUUUAGGUAGUAUGUGGAAAAGGGAGAGUACACUGUAUUCGCAGUGGCUACGAAUACAGACUUCGGGGCCGCUGACCUAAGUUUGAAUCCUAGUUUGGUUUAGGUUGUCUCUUACUUCCUCUGAACCUGUUUCUUCAUCUGUACAUCAGGAAUGACAACAUCGUGUAUAGCUGUUGUGAAGGCCUGAGGAGCAAAUGGGUGUCCAGUUCCUUGGUGGUAGUUAGCACGUGGGCACUCAGUGCAUGGUUAUUAAUACAAGCACUUUCUCUAACACUUUUCCCACUAACAAUUAUGUGCCGUUUAUAACGGCACCCCCACUUGGGUUGUCUUUUUUUUCACGUUUGUUUAUUUUUUGAGAGAGACACAGUGUCAGCGGGGGAGGGGCAGAGAGAGGGAGACACAGAAUCCAUAACAGGCUCCAGGCUCUGUGCUGUCAGCAGAGUCCAACAUGAGACUCCAACCCACGAACUGGGAGAUCAUGACCUGAGCCAAGAGCUAAAGUGAGACACUUACCCGACUGAGCCACCCAGGCGCCCCCCUUCUUGGGGCAUGACCUUUGAUCUCUGAGCCAGUCUCCUCAGUUAAGAAAUACGAGUGUUGCCUAUUUCAGGGCUGUGGCAGAGCGAAGUUUUAAUAGAACAAAGGAAGCACCGCAUCAGUUUCACUAAUUGUGCCACAGCCAAGGAGAUAAAGCUGUAGAAUUCUGGGUGACCAACUUUCUGCAGCAUCCUCUUAUCUGGAGGUGUUGAAUCCAGUGGAAGGGGCAUGGAAGUUACCCAAGGACGCUUUACUUCAAACGCAGCAUUUUAGAGUUAAUACUUUUCCUCUCGGGCCCUGCUAACUUUGGCUUGGCCCUUUGGGUGGCGUCGGAGGGCUGCUCUGCGGGUAAAUCCGGGGAGCAUCUCUCAGUCAUUGACCAUCAGUACUCCCGGCUCAGAACGAGGUAUAUGUAAAAGUAAUAAUGAAUGGUUAAUAGGUCCGGGUCUCCAGCAAGGAAGACGGGCGCACAGGGUCCCCAGGGUCCCCACCAGCCGGGUGGAGUAGGGGCGGUAACAGAAGGGUAAGGUCAGGUCUGUCGCAAUCCUUCUAAUUCCCGCCCCGAGGGUGGUCCUCCCCUCCGGGGGCGGGCGCCGGAAGUGACGGAGAGCCCGGAGUCUGAGGCUGCAGGAGGAGUUCGCACCCCGCGUGCACCUGGUGCCUGUUGGCCGGGACCUCCGGCUUCCCUGUACUCCCGGGGACCCUGGCGGCACCUCCCGGACCUACCUCCUGAGCACAGCCAUGUCUGACAAUGGCAACGCGGCCGCGACGGCGG
This is a messenger RNA of Acinonyx jubatus (cheetah), 5237 nucleotides long. RefSeq names its product VPS11 core subunit of CORVET and HOPS complexes (gene VPS11). Lineage: Eukaryota; Metazoa; Chordata; Mammalia; Carnivora; Felidae. Bases 244 to 3036 code for a protein of 930 amino acids. The transcript has 17 exons. Gene Ontology annotation, biological process: intracellular protein transport; vacuole organization; vesicle-mediated transport. Gene Ontology annotation, cellular component: HOPS complex; endosome. The record is from RefSeq and is a predicted model, not a curated record. Gene Ontology annotation, molecular function: protein binding; protein-macromolecule adaptor activity.